Orbicella faveolata is the source of this 4161-nucleotide messenger RNA. Its product is annotated as roundabout homolog 1-like. The record is from RefSeq and is a predicted model, not a curated record. Lineage: Eukaryota; Metazoa; Cnidaria; Anthozoa; Scleractinia; Merulinidae.
UGUUUUGUCACACUUAAGUGGAGAAAAAUUUUUUGUCAAAACACGAUAAUUUUCACUUAACGAUAAUUUCCACUUUCAUGCGGAGACGUUAUCGUUUUACAAGAAAAAACAAGUUUAAGCAGAAGAUAAGUUCGAUUAUUAGCCCGGCGAUCAAUUCAGUUUCGACGUGGGUUGAAACCGUGUUGUUGUGGUUUCGGAAUUUUCCUGUAAUAAUUCUUUGCCUCGAAGACAAAUAUUGCUCUACACACAUAGCCAGCUAGUCGUUCAAACUAAUACGCUUUAGUGCUCACUGAUUUAAUCUUUGCAUGUUCGGUUAGCCCAUUGUCGUUGUGGUUUUAAAAUAUUUUUGGAGCCGCAAUCAGUUGCCAUGUUUUUAAUGUUUUUUUUUUUUUUAACCCUCCAGUUUAAACGUAUGAGUUUUAGUUUGUUACCAGCAAAGCAAGUAAGUUUGGAAAACUUUUAGGUGAAUUAAGUAACGUUCAUUUUGCUAAUGCGGCAUUUCACGAUUUGUUUACCACCUGCUUGUUUGCUUGAAGUCCUAUCUGCUUCUGAUUACGUCACCGAGGAACAUUAUAUAAUUUACGUUUUUGUUCUCAUUCUCAUGCAAAUUUAUUGGAUUUUUUACUCGUUGUAAAACCUCCACAAUUCUCAUGCUUGUGAUCAGCUAAGGAUGUUUUUGACCUGUUAAACGUGCCUAACACUUAAUAUUUAACGAGGAAACGCUUCAAAUCAUUCUCGCCUUACGCGGAAGCUGACGUCAAAUCGGCUGAGCACGUGGAGUGGACAAGAGACAAAACUAUCACGUCACCGAAGCAUUUACUUUCCGGCGUGGUUUAGUUUUAUUCAAGCAGAUGUAAAUUGAUGGCGAGACAUUCUACAGUUCCUAUCCGGCGAGAUCAUUUUACGGGCAAAUGUUUGUGUUUUUGGUUACCUUGGCCGGCAUCACCUUGCUACAAUCUGCUCGUGUUGUCACUAAAGGUGUUACACCGGAAAUACUAAAUAACGGAACUUCCCUUGAUAUCAAGGAUGACGACAUAGCUCAUUUUACGUGCACAUCACGUGGGGAACCCAGGCCUCUCGUUAGAUGGGAGAGAGAAGGAAUAGCAGUAAAAGAUAAAGACGAAGGCAUAGCUAUUUUGUCAAAAAGUAACGACAGUAUAGAAGAAAGUCAUCUAUUUAUAGCUGUUUCUGGAAAUGGGAGGCGUGGAAAGUAUAUUUGUGUGGCAAGCAACGAUGAAGGAGUUGCAAAACAGUCUUUCAACAUUAAACGUGAAACAGAUGAACUUUCAAUCAUAGAUGUCGCGGCAAUUUGCAUAUCGGUUGGACUGGCGUUGUUCUUUGUGUGUGCCAUUGGGUUUUUAUUGCGGCGCGGGGCAAACAAGAUUAAACAAUCCAAGAGGCGGCACAGAGCCAGAACGAUAUCACAGUCUAGUUCCUCGUGCCAGGAAAAUGGUGCCUUAAUCACGGACCUCUCGCUAGACAAGCUGACAAAUGAAAGUAGAAAUGGAACAAGACAUUCAAAGACUUUUACAACUUCGGUUUGAGCUUAUUUUAGCGAUUGCAGUUAUUAUAUUAGAGUAUUGGCGAAGACGUAGAGUGGAGGAUGCUUUAUGAUGUCGAUGUAUCACUUUGCAUUACAACGAAUAACGUUUCAUAAUGGUGUUUAGGAAGGACAUUUUAAUCGACUGAAGGGUAGCAAUUGAAUUACAUUCAUAGUAUGUGCUUUGGACAGUAUACGUAGAAGACAAGAAGAGUCUGAACAAACGAGGCAGGCCUAAGAGAGGGAGGGGAGGGUAAGAGAGAGUAAGAGGGUGAGAGUAAGUUCAGUUCAAUUUUAACCGCCACUGGUUCAGGCUUUUCUUCCGCCUCGUGAACUACAGAUUGUAUGGGUUUUCAGGGAUUAGCCUAUUAGGCUCAUAGGAUCAUCGCUUAGACAGGAGAUAAACUUUUUACUAAGCUUAAAUUUUGACUUUCAAGCCUCGCCUUCCAAGAAGGAAGAUUCAUUAUGUACAAGGUCUCCCCAUUUGUCAGUGACUUUUCAACCAUUAGACACAUGACAUGGCAAAAUUGAACGCUUUCAUUGCAUAUUUAGCUUGACCAAGCUUUUAAAAUAAUCUGGAUCUGCCAUGAUAAUUGCCGAAAUUCGAAGGUAAAAUAAAUUCAGAUUUUUGCUUUCGGCGACGCCCUCGACAUUUCUUACACUCCCUACUGGGUAUGGGGAACGGGUAGCUUUUGGUCUAUUCCAAAAUUACCGUGUUAGACUUUAUCACGGGAAACUUUUGUUACAUCCAGUCUUGCUUUAGAAAAUGGGUGUACCUUGAAUCGACUAAGAAAAAGCAACACUUAGGGGGAGUUCGUGCAAUUUACCACGCAUUUGUUUUACGUUGGAGGUUGAAAGUAAAAUAAGUCUUGCCGGGUUAAACUAAAGACCAGCCCAUGCUUGGUGCAUAAAUCUCUUUUUAGGUCUAUACGAGUUCAACAGGGAAAAACGUGCUUGCUUGAAGGCUGGUUUUUAACCGGGGGAGGGGGUACUCCCUUUAAUACCGAGAGGUGCAAGGAGGAGGCCCUUUUUCCGGCUGGAAGUAUUUAGAAAGGUAGCGUUUUCAUGAGUUGAAGUAUUGGAAAGGGUAGGAAAAACUGUCUUUCAGUUAUGUAAAGAAGCCUUUCAAAAUAACGCAUUUUGGUACUGAUUUUAGUGACGAAUUGCGGACGCCUUUUUAAUUAGCAUUUGAAUCAAUGAUCUAUUACGAUAGAAAUUUUCCUAUGUUGGGUAGCUAUCAUUUCUGCACGACUUUUUUAGCGUCGGUAAAAGCGCAUUGUAGGUGUGUGAAAGGACGGUUACCAUUGAAAGGGUUACACUUCUACCUUUUGUCAAAAUGGUAUAUAAAAGGGCAAGGCUUUCGACCUUGGGGCGAAGCCUCCCCGUAUGAAACUUUGCUGAGUACCCCCCCCCCCCGCCCGGUUUCCAAAUGAUAGCUUCAAAAAUAUGUGCAGGGAUCGUCGCAAUCAGAUGGAAUCCACUCUCCAGUGAUCGCUGCGACAGGUGCAAACGAUCGCUGAGUUAGACUUUGGAAACCUGUGUUUGUAGGGAUCACUCAAUUUUUCCCUUCUCCUGUAGCGAUCAAUGGAAACCAGUCCUCACCGGUGUUACUAUGCACAUGCCCCCCGAAGAAGGAAAGGCCGUGCCUUUCGGAAUUUUGAAUUUGAUUUGAUAUAGCUAUAAAACCGUUUAAUCGGCCUUUUCGUUUUUUCUCAGUUGGUGCAAAAGAGUAGCUUUACAUGCAACUGUCGGUCGAAUGACAUUGAAUGUGUCUUAACAGUUAUUUUUUGAGGAGGUAUUAAUUAUCUAUCACACAUACAUGCAUAUGGUGUAGGUAAAUUAUAUUUGUAACGAGUGGGAGGGCACAAUGCGCCCCUGUAGCCUCCUCCUCUUACUCAGACGUUCUUUGGGUUCGUCACGCAAUCUUUUUAUCGGAAAGAGAGACUACGUGACAAGUCAAAAGAACGGCAAUCUCGUUCCUAAGGUUUUCCCUUAAGUUCCGUCUUACUUGAAUUCGAACGUUUUAUACAAAAUAUACUUCAGAGAAUCUGUUUUUUAUCGACAAUAAAGUUUUCUUUCUUUAAACUUAGCUCCUUCACAUUAAAAACCAUAUUUCUCAGUGCUUUGCCACGGGCCAAGUGACACGCGCGUGCUGACUCGUCCCCAGUCUCAGCCUCCAUCUCACAGCACACCGGGAGUUUUCUCAAGAGAUAAGUGGGUACGAGUCGCGUGCGCCGUCUGCGUCUUUUCUUCGAGGAACAAAUUAAAUGUAUUUUAUAUUAAAAGAAUUAUAAAUAAAGCGGACUCAGUGCGAAGUGUCGCUAAUAUUAAGCCUUUCAUUCUCAAGAGUACUCUUGUUUAAAACGAGAAAAUUAUUUACACCCGCGUGAACUGGAAAGUACAAGUCGAUAGCUUUCAUUUAAAUAACUUGAAUGUAAAAAUGGAGUUCAUUGUAACCUGGGUGUGAAAAUAUUAAAGUAAGAAGCUAAGGUUUUAUUUUUAAUAUACACAUUGGUGAAUUUUAUUGUUUUAUAUUUAAGGUGGUUUCACGCCUGAGUGGCUGAAAAUAAAUAAUCAUCCUAAAUUAAAAGGAAUAAAUUAUUUUAGAAACGAAGUCUGUA